AUGCCCCCUAAACCUUCAGCUCCCACUCUUGACCCCCAUUCCCCUAAACCUUCAACUCCCACUCUUGACCCCCAUCCCCCUAAUCCUUCAGCUCCCACUCUUGACCCCCAUCCCCCUAAACCUUCAGCUCCCACUCUUGACCCCCAUCCCCCUAAACCUUCAGCUCCCACUCUUGACCCCCAUCCCCCCAAACCUUCAGCUCCCACUCUUGACCCCCAUCCCCCUAAACCUUCAGCUCCCACUCUUGACCCCCAUGCCCCUAAACCUUCAGCUCCCACUCUUGUCCCCCAUUCCCCUAAACCUUCAGCUCCCACUCUUGACCCCCAUCCCCCCAAACCUUCAGUUCCCACUCUUAUGCCCCAUCCCCCUAAACCUUCAGCUCCCACUCUUGUCCCCCAUUCCCCUAAACCUUCAGCUCCCACUCUUGACCCCCAUCCCCCAAACCUUCAGUUCCCACUCUUGUGCCCCAUCCCCCCUAAACCUUCAGUUCCCACUCUUGACCCCCAUCCCCCUAAACCUUCAGCUCCCACUCUUGUCCCCCAUCCCCCUAAACCUUCAGUUCCUACUCUUGACCCCCAUCCCCCUAAACCUUCAGCUCCCACUCUUGACCGCCAUCCCCCUAAACCUUCAGUUCCCACUCUUGACCCCCAUCCCCCCAAACCUUCAGCUCCCACUCUUGACCCCCACCCCCCUAAACCUUCAGCUCCCACUCUUGUGCCCCAUCCCCCUAAACCUUCAGCUCCCACUCUUGACCCCCAUCCCCCUAAACCUUCAGCUCCCACUCUUGUGCCCCAUUCUUUCCUGUCAUUUGUGCUCUACUAUCCCUCUUGUUAA
This is a messenger RNA of Onychomys torridus (southern grasshopper mouse), 834 nucleotides long. Its product is annotated as extensin-like. The record is from RefSeq and is a predicted model, not a curated record. Bases 1 to 834 code for a protein of 277 amino acids. The transcript has a single exon. NCBI's taxonomy places the organism in Eukaryota, Metazoa, Chordata, Mammalia, Rodentia, Cricetidae.